This is a messenger RNA of Anguilla anguilla (European eel), 1846 nucleotides long. It is a transcript of the gene bbln, whose product is annotated as chromosome 14 C9orf16 homolog. Lineage: Eukaryota; Metazoa; Chordata; Actinopteri; Anguilliformes; Anguillidae. The transcript is spliced from 2 exons. Bases 730 to 1020 code for a protein of 96 amino acids. The record is from RefSeq and is a predicted model, not a curated record.
AUUUGUAUGGAGUAUCCCGAUGCUGACAAAGACUUCGAUUUUCAAACAAUUGGACAGUAAAAUAUAAUCUAAUCUGACAAUUUCUCGGGCAAUCCUAUAUUUACGCAACAUCAAUCUGAGAUCAUAUGAUCCAAGGCCCAUAGGGCCCAAAUAGCUCUCUAUGAUGCUGCCUGUAUAAAUAUAUUCUUGCUACAUAUCCUAAAUAGACACCUAAUUCAUGGUAAAUCUAUAGCCUACAUAAUUCGUGCAAGUAUAUGUGAAUACAUUUUCCAUAGAGUAUAAUUUUAUUAUAAGUAUGAUUAUGCUACUUUUCCCACACGUAUUGAAUAUAAUUUAAGGCAUUAGUUCGGGCAGCAGAAUUUAUAAGCUCGUCUGAACUGUUUGACGGAUUCCAUCGUAAAUGUACGUCUGGAAAUGCCGACAGAUGGACGCAUUAUAUUCAUCCGUACGCUAGUAAUAAAAUAAAAACAAUGAGUUAUUAGCGAAUUGGUCAUCAUUUCCAUCAUCUAAUAUCCGACUGAUACGUUCUUGUUCGCCUACUAGCUAGUUACAGCUUGCUAUAUAAUGAAGAACAGCUUUUGAAUAUAGAAUGUCAAUGACAUAACUUCCCGAAUUCAGAUCGCAUUGGCUUCGUAACAAUCGAGCUAGUCGCCUAAAAUUAGCUAUAGCUAGCGAUCUCCGACGGUUCACAUUGAGACGCCAAAUCAUACUGCGAAGUCAAUACAAAACAUGUCUGGACCAAACGGCGACCCCAACCUUACAAUUAACGAAGAUACCGAUGAAGAAGAAUUCAACGAGGAAGAGUACGCGGCGAUUAAUUCCAUGCUGGACCAAAUCAACUCCUGCCUCGAUGACCUGGAGGAGCGCAAUGACGCGCUAAACGGCAAACUUCAGGAACUCCUGGAGUCUAAUCGGCAGGCGAGGUUGGAGUUCCGGGAGCAACUGAACGGGACAUCGCCGGGUGAACAGCAGCCUCCACCCCCAGAACAGGACCCUGCGGCGUCAGAGAGACCAGGCUAAAUGAGGACAUCUGAGGGCUGAAUCUCCGUUAACUUUGCCCAUCUUCCAGUCACUGUUCAAGACUCCGUUGCUCUCAAGUCGUCCACCGUUUUAUUUCCCGAGCUGGAGUGCGUUUAGUUACAAAGAUCUGGGAAAUCAACCGCCCCCCUCACCCUUCGCCACCCAAAAUCCACAGCUUCAAUAUACUUGGCUGCGGAUGUGAUCCAGACCAGUCAUGGUUCCUGCAUAGUCAAAGCUGAGCCAAAGCAUCGUCCAUCCGUUUUCCAUCCAAAUACAGAGUCAUUUUCAUGUUGUCAGUUUCCUGUACAAUCAUUUAGCCGUUCACAAUGUACACUGGAGUUGCUUCAGCAAAGACGACAUUGCAUUAUAUUAAAACGCAGAUGAGCCUAGUUAUCCGAUUGCAAAUCACGUCAUUUACUGUAGGCUACAGCUGUCAAAUUGUGGUUGAAUGGAAUAUCCUGUGGAGCAACGUCACUGGCGAUGUUGUUUAAGAAAAAAUAUCCUGGCAAUUUUCCCUAUUUGCUAGCACGCCUUAUGUUAAUUUGCACAUUUAAUCAUUCAGCAAUAAGAAAUGUGAAGCAGGAGCAUGUCACGCUCGUUCUGCUUCGUUUACAUCAUGACUUGUACCUUGAAGUGAAAUAUUUGCCCAGUCUGUGAUUUUUUUUGUUGUCUGUUGAAAUUCACUUGUGUUCUGAGAUUCAUCUUGGCAGUGGUAUUUUGUGAAAUGUUUGUGUGUACAUACAUUCUCAAUGCAGGACAGGGCUGUGGUCCAAUUGUGAAUGAUUUGUCAAUAAAGAUGUGCAAUUCACAAGAUGCAGUAAAUCGA